CAUAUCGUCGUGUCUCUCUCAGGGGACAUUCUGGACAUUCAGUUUCGUGAUAUUAGAAAGAGAGAAACAGUGGCGUCUAAUUUUGAGUGCAAAGUUCGAGAACGUCAAAAUUGAUAACCUCCAGGAAAGUGUGAAACCGGUUCUUCCAGAAAAUUCUCCACGUGAAACUUGCUACUUCAUUUAGUUUUCCAAAGCACCAAAAGACCAACUACACUCAAGAUGAGCGCAUCCCUGAAACGUUUGGUCCCUCUGUUCGACCGAGUUCUAAUUAAAAAGGCAGAGGCCAUUACAAAAACCAAAGGUGGGAUUGUUAUUCCUGAAAAGGCACAAGGCAAAAUUUUACAGGGGACUGUCGUAGCAGUUGGACCCGGCCAAAGAAAAGAAGAUGGAAACCAUAUUCCCAUAUCAGUCAAAGUGGGAGAACUGGUUCUUCUUCCGGAGUAUGGAGGUACCAAAGUGGACGUAGAAGAAAACGUUGAAUAUCAUCUUUACCGCGAAACCGAUAUUCUCGCGAAACUUGACUCCUAAGUUUUGAGAUUUUGUAGGACUGAAUAUUCCAUUAAAUGUUGUGUUAUUUGGAAUGAAUGGUUAAAUUAGCCAAUAUCAACAAAUUGUUCAUAUUGCUGGAUCUGUACUAAAAAACUCAGUGUGUAAGUUGAAAUUUCCAGAUGUAAAUGUUUUUAUAAAACAAUGGAAUUUUCGUAAGGCUGUAUCCGUACUGCUGUUUUAUUACCUGCAGUGAUAAUAGCUUUGUUAGUAGUUGUAUAGUAGUAGUAAUACUGUUGUUUUUACUAUAUUAAAUAAGAUUUCUAUAGGA
Molecule: messenger RNA, 817 nt
Organism: Dendroctonus ponderosae (mountain pine beetle)
Lineage: Eukaryota; Metazoa; Arthropoda; Insecta; Coleoptera; Curculionidae
Product: 10 kDa heat shock protein, mitochondrial-like
Exons: 3
Coding region: 220-528 (102 amino acids)
Cellular component (GO): mitochondrial matrix
Molecular function (GO): protein folding chaperone; metal ion binding; ATP binding
Source: RefSeq, a predicted model, not a curated record